Messenger RNA from Xenopus laevis (African clawed frog), 2409 nucleotides. It is a transcript of the gene gzf1.L, whose product is annotated as GDNF inducible zinc finger protein 1 L homeolog. Bases 143 to 2257 code for a protein of 704 amino acids. The transcript has 6 exons. The record is from RefSeq and is a predicted model, not a curated record. Gene Ontology annotation, biological process: positive regulation of transcription by RNA polymerase II; regulation of transcription by RNA polymerase II; negative regulation of transcription by RNA polymerase II. NCBI's taxonomy places the organism in Eukaryota, Metazoa, Chordata, Amphibia, Anura, Pipidae. Gene Ontology annotation, cellular component: nucleus; nucleoplasm. Gene Ontology annotation, molecular function: DNA-binding transcription repressor activity, RNA polymerase II-specific; RNA polymerase II cis-regulatory region sequence-specific DNA binding.
UGCUCGUCACGCCCACAAGGCGGCUACGUGACGCGUCUCUGCCUCUACGUGUAGUCGUGACGCCGCAUUAUCGCGUGAUGAGACUUCCGGCGUGGAGAUAUUUUGUGAGACGGGAGGAUUUGUAGCCGCGUCCCAUCCCAGAAUGACCAUGGAAAGCAGCGGCGUCCUGCUGGAGUCCAAGUCGUUACCCGGGAAACUUCUGAAUGAAAUGUAUCAGCUGCGAUUACUGGGACAGCUCUGCGACGUGACUGUGCGAGUGGAGCAUCACGGCUCCAAAAUGGACUUCAGCGCCCACAAAUCUGUCCUCGCAGCUUCCAGCAAAUACUUCAAGGAGCUGUUUAUUAACCAGAACAUUCUGGAUUGUCCAAACGCUUAUAUAAACCUCUGCGAAAUGCCCUCGGAGGAUUUUGCCUCUUUCCUUGAUUUCGUGUACACCGCCAAGGUGGAGGUGGAGGAAGAACGGGUGCAGCGAAUGAUGGACGUGGCGGAAAAACUCCGAUGCCCAGAAUUAGCCGAAACCUGUUUCCAGCUAAAAAAGCAGAUGCUCGAGUCCGUGUGGUUAGAUCUCCAGAAUAUCUCUGAGGUGCAAGAAGUGGAAGAAGAUAUAAACACGCUGACGUUAAACCCCCUGACUGGACUACAGGCUCCAGCAGCACCCACACGGGUCACUGACCCCACUCCUCUGUUCAGUGUGGAUCAGGAGUGUGUGGAUCAGGAGUGUGUGGAUCAGGAGUGUAUGGAUACAGCUUUUAUAGCAACUGAAGGAAAUACAGAAAAGAAAAAGGAGGGGCUGAAAAGGUCACAAGCCAAACCAAAACGAUCCACAGGACGGGUGUCUGGUAAAAAAGCUGUGGUAGAGAUCCCUAAAAAGAAAUAUACAAGGAAGCUCCGCGAGCAGCAGAACGUCGCUCAGACUCAGCCAAUGGAAAACAGCGGUGAUGGUGUGCAGCUCUCAAGCAAUAUGGCGGCAGCAGAGGAGCAGAGCGAGGAGAGUGUUAGAGCUGAGAAUGGGGCUGAGGAUGACAGUCACUGUGAGGACAGCGAGAGUUCCAAAAACAGCGACAAUAACGACCAAAGUGCCGCCGCGGUGUCCUGUCCCGUGUGUGGAAAGACAUUUGCCGAUGAAAAAAGUUUCCUGAAACACUCGAGACAGGAUCACUUGGACUCAGAGACUGUGUAUCGAUGCGACGUCUGCGGCCAGACGUUUGCCAACGGCUGCAACCUGAAGAGUCACCAGCGACACGUUCACAGCAACGAGCGGCGCUUCCCCUGCGAGAUGUGCGGAAAAAAGUUCAAGCGGAAAAAAGACAUCAAGCGCCACGUCAUCCAGGUCCACGAGGGCGGGCGGGAGAGACAUUAUUGUAAGCUCUGUGGGAAAGGGUUAAGCUCAAAGACAUCACUGAGUCUCCAUGAGAGAACACACACAGGCGACAAGCCUUUCAGCUGCACACACUGCCAAGCCAAGUUCUCUCAGACAUCUGCCCUCAAAACACAUUUAAGAACUCACACUGGAGAGAAGCCGUUUGUUUGUGAUGAAUGUGAUGCCAGAUUCACACAGAACCACAUGCUCAUCUACCACAAAAGGUGCCACACAGGAGAAAAGCCUUUUAUGUGUGAAACCUGCGGGAAGAGUUUUGCCUCCAAAGAAUAUUUAAAGCAUCACAAUCGUAUCCACACCGGCUCCAAACCAUUUAAAUGUGAUUUCUGCUGUAGAACAUUUGCACAAAGGAAUUCCCUUUACCAGCACAUUAAGGUCCACACAGGAGAACGGCCGUAUUGCUGUGACCAGUGCGGAAAGCAGUUCACCCAACUGAACGCAUUACAGCGACACCAUCGCAUCCACACCGGAGAAAAACCAUUCAUGUGUAACGCAUGCCAGCGCACCUUCACUGAUCAGUCCACUCUGCGCAGACACACUUCAAUCCAUGACAAAAACACGCCAUGGAAGUCAUUCCUGGUAGUUCUGGACUCUAAAGAGGAAGGACAGAAAUGUGAGCAGACUGAGGAAGGUCCAGAGGACUUGCCUAACCCCGGAGCAGAGAAAGGAACUUACUCAGAGAACAGCCAUUAUCACAAUUUGACUGUGGUUCCUGGAACAAUUGAUUUGUUGCCCGAAAAUAGCUCGACCUCUCUGAUUGGCUGCAAGCCGGACUGCGCCAUUAUACCUCAAGAAGUCUUCAUCGCUACCACCUUAAACCACCUGACUGUUCUUCAUGCGCAGGGAGAAGCCAUUCAGGCUGUCGUAAAUCUCCAGUAGUUCUGCGGCUCCUUCCACCAUUCCCAAUUAGUCCGACCAAAUUCCCCAAAUGCAAUCUCUUCUUGCGUUUCAAUGGAAACAGAUAACUUAUUUGCAGACUGGGUUUGAAUUCUUUUAUGUAUUUCCUGCAUAAAUAAAUUUCUGUUCCAGUC